AUGACGUGUGGCCGGUUCUUACCCUGCCGCCGAUGCUACCAACGAACUACACAUCAACCUUCGAUUCGACGACUAUCCCAAAGAGACCGAUUUACGGGUAGUGGCAACUUGGCAGUGAGUCGAAGCAAUACCAAUUCCAGCAAUGGCCGUUGGGUGGAGAUUGAUUCCAAGAAUACUUCCGUUCGCCUUGAUAGAAGAACCUUUAUGAGUAUUCCACAAUCCAAUUUGGAAAACAGAACACUCUACAGAUUCAGGAUCACAGAUUUGACGUACGACCUUGGCGGUGACGGAAUGUGCUGUGUGUUUGGAUACGGCUGGGUGACGUUGACAAACGGAACUCGGACGGAGAGCAGCCCCGAUGGAACUGUCAUCUGGAGUCUGCUGGGGAACGAAUUUACCACAGAGGCGGAAGUCUACAUCUGGAUAAACGGCAACGGUCAAACAGAGGUUGUCGCGAUUGACAAAGACGGAGGACUUCGACCAGACAUCCCAGGCAAUCCCGUCCCUGGAUUGUCACCAGACCCAGGAGACGGCAGCGACAACGCUGAUUUUCUGUUGCCGAUACUGGAAAACGGCAACGAUGCCGGCAACGCCGACAAUUCUCCGCCCACGAACUCCGAACCCGGCAACGGCGGCUUUUUGGAAAUUCCUGUUGUGGGGGGCGGGGAUGACAAUGCCAAGGGGCAAAGCGACCGGGACCCUCUGAUAGUGCAAGGGGAGUUCCCAUAG
Messenger RNA from Seminavis robusta, 729 nucleotides. The record is from the annotation of a GenBank genome assembly. NCBI's taxonomy places the organism in Eukaryota, Bacillariophyta, Bacillariophyceae, Naviculales, Naviculaceae.